AUGGGGACUCCAAAUGAUCAGGCCGUCUUGCAGGCCAUCUUCAACCCCGACUCCCCGUUUGGAGAUAUUGUUGGGUUGGACCUGGGAGAUGAAGCAGAGAAGGAAGUAGACGAAGAUGAAGUUUUCCCGCGAGCACAGCUGGAGCAGUCCAAGGCCCUGGAGCUGCAGGCGGUGAUCGCAGCAGAGGCUGGUGACCUCAGCACAGCCCUGGAGAGGUUUGGCCAAGCCAUCAACCUAUUGCCUGAGAGGGCCUCAGCCUACAAUAACCGAGCCCAGGCCCGGCGUCUCCAGGGGGAUGUGGCAGGCGCCCUGGAGGACCUGGAGCGCGCGCUGGCGCUGAGCGGCGGCCGAGGUCGCACCGCCCGCCAGGGCUUUGUGCAGCGCGGGCUCGUGGCGCGGCUGCAGGGCCGGGACGACGACGCCCGCAGUGACUUCGAGCGGGCGGCGCGGCUGGGCAGCCAGUUUGCGCGCCGCCAGCUGGUGCUGCUCAACCCGUACGCGGCGCUGUGCAACCGAAUGCUGGCCGACGUGAUGGGGCAGCUGCGCCGGCCCCGCGACGGGCGCUGA
Molecule: messenger RNA, 567 nt
Organism: Rangifer tarandus platyrhynchus (Svalbard reindeer)
Lineage: Eukaryota; Metazoa; Chordata; Mammalia; Artiodactyla; Cervidae
Source: the annotation of a GenBank genome assembly